UGUUUGGAUUUUUGUUUUUUAAUGUAGGGAUAAUGAUGAGACAGCAAAAGAAGGGAAAGCACCUGUGAAAGAGAAGUUCGUUGCAAAAGCGAAGGCAAUCCCUUCUCUUGGAAACAAGAAUAGAUUCCACCCCUAUGCAAAGGAGAAGAAUGCAGGCGCUGGGGACAAGAAGGCUGUUAAUCGCAAUAGAGUUUUUAUUAGCAACAUCCCGUAUGACAUGAAAUGGCAAGCUAUUAAAGACCUGAUGAGAGAGAAAGUUGGUGAGGUUACAUACGUGGAGCUGUUUAAGGAUGCUGAAGGAAAAUCAAGGGGUUGUGGUGUGGUUGAAUUCAAAGAUGAAGAAUUUGUUAAGAAGGCAUUAGAUACUAUGAACAAAUAUGAUCUUAGUGGAAGACCCCUGAAUAUUAAAGAGGAUCCUGAAGGGGAACAUGCUCGUAGAGCACUACAGCGUGGAGGAGGGCAGUUUCCAGGAGGACAUGGGCCUGAUGCAGCACCUGGAAUGAUGAAUUUACCACCUUCUAUUCUCAAUAAUCCAAACAUUCCUCCUGAGGUUAUCAGUAAUUUGCAAGCAGGCAGGCUUGGAUCCACGAUUUUUGUUGCCAAUCUUGACUUCAAAGUUGGCUGGAAGAAACUGAAGGAGGUUUUCAGCAUUGCUGGAACUGUGAAGCGUGCAGACAUCAAAGAAGAUAAAGAUGGCAAGAGUCGAGGAAUGGGAACAGUUACUUUUGAACAAGCAAUUGAAGCUGUUCAAGCGAUAUCUAUGUUCAAUGGACAAUUCCUGUUUGACAGACCCAUGCAUGUAAAAAUGGAUGACAAAUCAGUUCCUCAUGAAGACUUCCGUGUUGUGGACAGCAAGAGUUCACAAUUACCUCGUGGUCUUGGUGGCAUUGGUAUGGGACUUGGACCAGGUGGACAGCCCAUCAGUGCAACACAGCUGAACAUGGGUGGUGGAAUGGGGAGCAUGGGUCCAGGAGGUAUGGGAAUAGACGGCCCAGGAUUUGGUGGAAUGAGUAGAAUGGGAGGCGGACUUCCUGGAUUUCGUGGAAUGGAAGGAAUGCCUAACAUGGGAGGAUUUGGAGUCAACCGAAUGGGAGAAAUGUUCCGUGGUGGAAUGGGAGCAAACAUGGAAAGAGAAUUUGGUCGUGGUGACAUGGCAUUGAACCGUGGUUUUGGAGAGUCUUUUGGAAGGAUGGGUGGUGCAAUGAUUGGUGUUUUUGCAGGAGGAAUGGGAGCACCUAGCAUGGGCCCAGUAAGAUCUGGAAUGAGUGGUGGAAUGGGUGGUAUGAACAAUAUGGCUGGAGGAAUGGGAAUGGAUCGGAUGGGUUCCGGUUUUGAUCGAAUGGGACCGGCCAUGGGUGGAGGCCUGGACAGGAACAUGGACAUCGAUCGAGGAUUUGUGCCUGGCCCGAUGGGAGGUGGCAUGAGAGAGAGAUUAGGCUCUAAAGGCAACCAGAUAUUUGUGAGAAAUCUUCCUUUUGACUUGACCUGGCAGAAGCUAAAGGAGAAAUUCAGUCAAUGUGGUCAUGUAAUGUUUGCAGAAAUAAAAAUGGAGAAUGGAAAAUCAAAGGGCUGUGGAACAGUCAGAUUUGACUCACCAGAAUCUGCUGAAAAGGCCUGUAGGAUAAUGAACGGCAUAAAAAUCAGUGGCAGAGAAAUUGAUGUCCGCUUGGAUCGCAAUGCGUAAUUUAAAACUGUGUGUUCAGGAACAUUCCUAUGUCUGUUUAGCUUCUCUAUCUUAGUAAGUCAUUUUUAGUAACAUUGUAUGCUUACAAAAGCUGUAAAAAGGAACUUUUAAAUCCCACCAGCCUUUAACAGUAUAGUGUUUAAUAUACUGUGAUACUUGUUAACUGAAUCUUACUAUGUUUGGUUUUUAAAGACAAUUUGCCUGAUUUUUGUUGUUUUUUUAGAGGCACUGAGCACCUGCAGGUCCCUAUAGACUGUGGAUGCUUUGGAUGCUCAGUGUCUUUGGAAAAUUAGGCCAAGUGUCUCUAGUCAUUCAGUUUAAAUGAAUGGUUAUACUGUUUUUAAUAAAAUAAGCCAUUUUCUCUGUUAAUCUCCAGAUUGCAUAGUGGGAUUUAUUUAGUGUUUUCUGACUUUUUUUUUUCCCCCUCCAAUGUGUAUCAACAUUGUAAUGUAAAAAGUAGAUGUCUUUUUCAGAAUUUUGGUUUUAUAUGUGUGUUGUAGUCAUACUGUAAUUCUUGACUCUAAAAGAAAGGGCUCCAAUUAGGCUGUGAUGUUUUUGUUCUACUUAAUAUUACUUUAAUGACAUGAUUUAGUUCUGUAUAUAAGAUUUAGAGCCCAAUGGGAGUUUGGAGUUGGUUUUUUUAAUUUUAUUUUGACUAAAUGAAGAAACUGAUCUUUUUUUCCUGCUUUUAUUUUUUUCAUCAGCAUAAUCACUGAUUAAAACUAGUUACCACAGACCCUUGUAGGAUUGUUUCCUAUGAUGCCAAGUUCAUAUAAAAUUGAUAAUACAGUAAAUACUAAGUACAGGACAAAACAAAUAGUUCCCAAUUUUUUAUCUAUUUUCCAGCCAUUCAGGUGAACUGCCAGAAAAAUAAAACCAACAGAACAGAUAAGAGAAAUGGCUGUGUAUGUCAGACCACUGCUGUUCACUUCUAUGGGUCCUGAUGUAUUUAUGAAGGCAGUUUUUAUAAACCAGGGUAUUCCCAAGCAGAGCAUGUCAAAUACAUUGGAUCCUACAAUGUUAGACAUAGCCAUAUCUCCAUUUCCUGUAAAGGAACAAAUACAAAUAAGUUGGCUUAAUUGUAUUGCAUGAAAUUGCCAAACUGUUUUGGAGGAACAGACUGCCAGCCCUCAGUUUCUCACAGAGCACCCUUUCCAGAUUUUGCAUCAGAAGAACUAUAGUUACGAUUCUACAGAACAUGGGUACCACAACCAUAAAAAGUCUCCCUAAAUCACCAGCAUCUGCACAGUUGCACUUAAAAUUAAGCUAGACAGGCUAUUAUAAAGUCCAGUUAUGAUUAAAAUACCGAGACCUACAGUUGCAUUCUGCAGUAAAACUGUAAUACUUAAUCAACAUCAAAUAAACCAAUCUCAAAUACUUCUCUGA
Messenger RNA from Cyanistes caeruleus (blue tit), 3070 nucleotides. Lineage: Eukaryota; Metazoa; Chordata; Aves; Passeriformes; Paridae. The record is from RefSeq and is a predicted model, not a curated record.